UCCUCCUCCUCUUUAUAUAACGCCACGCUGACGGGAGGACAUUUCCCCGCUCGGAUUCUCUCACAGAAGAGGGCAUUUCCUUUCCUCGAGCGUCUGGAUUACUGCGUACUACGAUGGGUUUGACGAUCAUUGUAUUUCUGGCUUUGUUAAUGGGGGUAACCGGGAGCCCUAAUGUGACGAUCAGACCUGAAGCUUCCACAGCGGACGAGGGGUUGUCUCAUUCCACCAGUUUCCCUGAGACUUCAGAGGAAAUGGAGAUUGUUGGACAGCAAAACGUGUCGGCGACGGAGGAGGCUUUUGAGGAUGUGAUGGCGACUGGCGAGCUGAACCCCAAUCACUACCCUGCUCAGCGGGCAGCCAAGGCGGUCCAACACUACCUGAACACCCUGUACGGCUCGCCAUACAGGGUGAUCUUCCUGAACAGGGUCCACAGCGGAUACGCAGAGGAUGUGGCAGACUCUGGAAGAAAGUAUAAGCUGGAGAUCACAGUGCAGGACCACAUCAGCAAUAAAACAGAGAAAUGCAAGGCAGAGGUUUUGUUUCCGGGGGGAGAGCAGCAGCGCCCCCCGCAGGUCCAGGCCUCAUUGGAGGAGCUCCCUACAACCGACACUAAAGCAGAAGAGGAGGCCUUGUUCCAAAAAUACAAGACGAACCAAGGUCUGCUGUCAGAACAUUUACCAGACAGCCACGGUCACGUCGACCCGGACAUGGAGCCGUUCAUGCACCUCGGCAGCGCGGCCUCCAGCUUCAUCAUGCUGAAUGAAUCCACUGAAAACACACUGUACAACGUGGCUCAGGUGGCCAACGUCACACAGCUGAAAACUGAGAACGACCAGCUGAAGUUUGACUAUUACGUACUGCUGCAUGAUAUGAUCUCCCAGGAGAUCAUUCACUGGAAGCUGCUGUUCACCUGGUCUCCUCAAGAGGGAGUUAAAGUGCUGCAGAUGGAGAAGCUUCCUCACAGUCAUCACAAUGAAACCCCCCAGAACAACAACAACUAACCUGCCGACAGUCGUCACACUCCCACCAGGGAAAACUCAGUUUAUUUCAGGGGUCACAAAUGAUGACAUGAUAUCCUUCCAUUGUUCUGUACUUUUGGUUGUUUCUAUUUUGUCUAAAAUAAACUGUUUAUAAAUGA
Molecule: messenger RNA, 1138 nt
Organism: Pleuronectes platessa (European plaice)
Lineage: Eukaryota; Metazoa; Chordata; Actinopteri; Pleuronectiformes; Pleuronectidae
Gene: lxn
Product: latexin
Exons: 7
Coding region: 114-1001 (295 amino acids)
Molecular function (GO): metalloendopeptidase inhibitor activity
Source: RefSeq, a predicted model, not a curated record